CUCUCCGCAGGUUGCCGUCGUUGGAUGAACUUCAUUGAUCGAGACGAACACUACCGUGGUGGCUUCAGAUUGACACUCCCGCCAUCCCAUCUCAGCAUCGCAUCGUCAUUCUAAACGAACCAUUCAGAUUCAACCCGUCAAACAUAACAAUUAUAACUACAUAAUACUCGAGCCGCCAACUACUGCUCCCUGUUAAAUCGCCUACCAUAUCUACGCAACGUCCCCGUCACCAUGAUUUGCAGAGCCUGCCUUCGUGCUAGCAGAGCUGGCCUCCGCUCCGAGGCUUCCCAAAGACUUGCCUCUUUCCAGACGCCAAGCAGGGCUCUCUCUUCGCUGGCUUCUACACGCCUCGCUGUGCCUGCCGCAUACUCUACCUCUGCUCUUCUUCAACAGCGCGCCAUUCAGACCCCGGCUCGCCUUGCCUCGAGGACAUACUCUACCGCAGCUUCGGAACAGCCUGCGAGCGCUGUCCCGGAAAAGCCGGAAGACCUGGAUGAGGGAGAGGCCCAGGUUUGGGACAUCUUGAUCCGCGAAUUUGCGCCCACCAACCUCGUCGUGCGAGACAUAUCGGGAGGCUGCGGCUCCAUGUAUGGCGUCGACAUCUGCUCUGAGAAGUUCCGUGGCCUCAACAUGCUUAAGCAGCAACGCCUGGUCAACGCCGCUCUCGGUGACCUGGUCAAGCAGUGGCAUGGCAUCCAGAUCAAGACCAGCGUGCCUUGAAGAAAAGAAACAUGGGAGGAAAGUAAGAGAAGGAUGAUUUUAUAUUUUUCAGUGCCAUGUACACCACUCGAUACCCAAAUGAACAACCGCGCCAAAGCUCUUGAAUGGGCGUAGUGCCCUACCACCAAAACAAACUCUCAUCUGAUGCCAAACUCGAAAAUACCACCAUGCCCGUAUCAUCCUGCACGAUUCCUCAUGAUAAAUCCGACGUUUCCUCAUUCUCCAUUUCGAUGCCCAUGAUACCCCCAGUUCACUGCUGGAGCCGACCCGGGAUCAGGUCCCUUGUUGAAUAGUGGUUGUCUGGGUCACCCCCGCUCGGUUCGUCAAGACACCCAACCCCAGACCCAAAGCAGAAAAGAAAAAAAAAAUUGAACCAUUCCAUUCAGAUGAUGGAUGAAGGAAAAAUGAAAGCUUGACAAGAGUGGGAUUCGAACCCACGCCCUUUCGGACUACGGAUAUGAGAUUUAACUCAGAUUAAGGGUUAACCUUAACGUAGCGCCUUAGACCGCUCGGCCAUCUUGCCUAUUGAUGAAAAUGUCACUCAAUUCUAGUGUUGACAUACCCUAUUGCGGAUAGCCCUCACUUUCACUACGGCGGCGGAUAUCAACCCAUUAAGGUCCCCGAUGAAUGACCAUGCCAUGCGUCGUGGCUUCACCGAAGAGCAUUAUGUCGAUCUAUAUACAGUUCGAGAGAAGAUGAAAAGAUGUCCUUACAAUCGUAGCAGGUGUGUACAGUCCAAUAAUGCUCUGUUUGUUUGCAAGAUACUAGUCUUCCAAGGAA
Messenger RNA from Neurospora crassa OR74A, 1500 nucleotides. RefSeq lists its product as hypothetical. The transcript is spliced from 2 exons. NCBI's taxonomy places the organism in Eukaryota, Fungi, Ascomycota, Sordariomycetes, Sordariales, Sordariaceae. The coding region runs from base 232 to 720 and encodes 162 amino acids. The record is from RefSeq and is a predicted model, not a curated record.